Molecule: messenger RNA, 1437 nt
Organism: Penicillium samsonianum
Lineage: Eukaryota; Fungi; Ascomycota; Eurotiomycetes; Eurotiales; Aspergillaceae
Exons: 6
Coding region: 1-1437 (478 amino acids)
Source: RefSeq, a predicted model, not a curated record
AUGGGCCCAUAUGUGCCACCAGGCCAGUCGCCGCCCUUCGAGGUCGUCGAUGACUUGCACCAUGGCGCGUGGGUAAUCAUUACUGCUGCGCUGGGGCUGGUUGUGUCCUUGGUGUGUUUCUUGAUUCGCCUGUAUGUGCGGCUCAUGUUGAUCCCGCCGUUUGCGCGCGAUGAUUGGGUUUUGUUGGGUGCUACGGCUACUGCUGUGGUACAAUCCAGUCUCAUCUUUUAUGCAUGCUCGCGCGGAUUCGGGACUUCUAUAUCGUUAUUGAAGGAUGGUCGACUCGAUCAGAUUCAAGCUUUAAUUGCAACAAGCGAUAUCGUCGCGCUGAUAAUCAUCUACCUCUCCAAAUGCUGCGUCGUGGCUAUCUACCUCCGCCUCACGCCUCAGAAACCACAUAACCGCGCAUCGUGGGCGACACUAGCUCUGUGCACUGCCUGGGUCAUCCCAGCUAUAUUCAUUGUCCUAGUCAACUGUGAGCUAAACACACCUUGGCGGAGUGACGGUGGCCAAUGCAGCGACUUGUACAUACGAUGGCAAUUCAUCGCAGCAGUCGACGUUAUAACCGAGCUCCUCCUCUUCCUACUAGCCGUGAUCCUCCUAAAAGGCCUCUUCAUGUCCGUUCGCCGCAAACUAGCCGUCGGCUUCGCAUUUAUAUUCCGCUUUCCUCUCAUAAUCUUCUCCCUAAUCCACAUCGCAACCCUCCGAACAUCUUUAAACAGCAAAGACACAACCCUCGCCGCUGUCAAACCAACAGUCUGGAUGCAAGUCGAGCUCCACUACGCUCUAGUCGCAUGCAGUGUAUUCUGUCUCCGACCAUUCAUGGCAGCCGUCAGCACGAACUACGGUACAGCGGGCGACUCAACGCUGGAAAGUAGUGCGUCGAGAUCAAACGAGGAAAAGAGCAGGUACAGGGUCAAGGCUGCCGGGGGUACUCCGGCCGUUGGUGGUUCUAGUUCUGGUUCUGGCUCUGGCUCUGGUGCUGGUGCUGGUGCUGGGUCGCAACAGUCAGAGAAUCAGGGCCAUCUUUCGUUGUGUCUGGAUAACAGUCCCCGUGCGCACGGAGCGCUUGGAAAUAAUCAAAGGGAUGGGGAUAGUGGUAGAUCGGAUACGGUGCGUGCGCCAGCGAGUCGGUCGAUGUUCCCGCUCCGCGCGCCGCGCAAGAAGCUGAGCUUCCAGAUGCCGGAAAAGGGGAAGAAUGGUGUGAGAGCUGGGUCUGUGGGUUCGUUUACGGUGGAGUCGGAUUUGAUUGAGCUUGUGCCGAGGUCGCAUACUCGGCAUGCGAGUAGUGCGAGUGAGCGAGAGGAUGGGGAAGGGGCGGAUAAGAUGGUUAUUCACAAGGAGAUUCGGUACUCGAUUCAAUAUGAGGAUGAGGCGGAGGUGAGGAGGCGGGAGGAUUUGAAGAUUAAUUCUGUUGAUGUUUCUGCUUAUGUAUAA